AACCAUGGAGUACUCUCUCCCUUCCUACCUCGACUACUCCACCACCACACUCCUCUCCUCCCUCAUCAUCCUCGCCGCCGCCUACCUCACUUUCCGGCAAUUCCGCCACCGCCGGCCGCCAAUCUUCCUCCUCGACUUCGCCUGCUUCAAGCCCCCUCAAAACUACCGCGUCCCCUACGCCGCCUUCGCCGAGCACGCCCGCUUUAUCGUCGGCGAGGAAAUCGCUUCUUUCCUCGUCCGAGUCCUCGAAAAAUCCGGCCUUGGUGAGGAAACGGCUCUCCCCGUCGGCGCUCACUAUAUAGAACCAUCUCCCAGGCCGACGAUGAGCGGAUCCCGCGACGAGGCUGAGCUGGUGAUCUUCUCCGCCAUCGAUGAUUUGCUGAAGAAGACUGGCGUUGACCCCCUCGAUAUUGGCGUUCUCGUCAUCAACAGCAACAGCUUUUAUCCUGUGCCGUCUUUGACCUCCAUGGUUGUCAACCGGUAUAAGCUCAGAAGCGACAUUCGGAGCUACAGUCUUGCGAGCAUGGGAUGCAGCUCAGGGCCGAUUUCCAUUGGCCUUGCAAGGGAUCUCUUGAUUGCGAACCCAAACAAGGGCCUGGCUCUAGUAGUCUCCACCGAAAUCAUCACUUCCCCAAGCUGGUACCAAGGCAAGCUCCGCUCCAUGCUUAUUCCCAACUGCCUCUUCCGCCUCGGCGGCGCCGCCAUCCUCCUCUCCGCCUCCCCUUCCCACCGCCCCCGCUCCAAAUACCAACUCAUACACGUCAUCCGCACCCACCUCGCCUCCGACGACCGCGCCUACCGUUGCCUCUGGAUGGAAGAAGACGACGCCGGACAUCUCGGCAUCUCCCUCUCCAAACAAGUCGUCGACGUCGCCUCCAAAGCACUCGAACUCCAUUUCGCCACUCUCUGUCCUCUCGUCCUCCCCUUAUCCGAAAAACUCCGCUACCUCUCCUUUCUUCUCCAACGCUCCAACAAGAAAUCGGUCUCUCCCGCGCCAACUUUCGUGCCCGAAUUCCGACGCGCGUUCGACCAUUUCUGCUUGCACGCCGGCGGGAAGGCGGUGGUGGAUGGCUUGCAGAAGGUGUUGGAGUUGAGAGACGAGGAAGUGGAAGCGACGAGAAUGUCUCUGCAUAGGUUUGGCAAUACGUCGAGCAGUUCGGUGUGGUAUGGUUUGGGGUAUACGGAGGCGAAGGGGAGGGUGAGGAAAGGAGAUAGGAUCUGGCAACUGGGGCUUGGCGGUGGCUUCAAGUGUAACAGCGCGGUGUGGAGGUGCAUUAGAGAUGUGGAUGCCAAGGAAGGAGGAGGGGCUUGGGCGGAUUGCGUUCAUAGGUAUCCUGUUUGUUGCUGAUUGUAAGCGAGUUUCACAACGCGAUUUCUUAUCGGAGUAAUGCACGGUACAGUACAGUAAGUGCUGUGGGGUUAAUUAAUUUGGUAAUUAAUGAGGAUUUCAAAGGGGGAGGACUGGAGGAGGAGGGCCUUGUUAGUUUUUAAAUAAUUAUUCUUUGUGUUAUCAAGGAAGAAAUGUAUUACUGUAUUCAAUUGGUAAUUGGAUAGGGGAUCUUUAAGACUUUAAUUAAUGUUGUAUUGGUAUUAUAUAUUUAUAUUGUUGUUGUUGUCUUAUAUCAAAUAAGACUAUCAGAUUUUUAUUUUUAAAAUGUUUUAUUAGUGGAAUGAAGCAU
This is a messenger RNA of Dendrobium catenatum, 1679 nucleotides long. RefSeq names its product 3-ketoacyl-CoA synthase 6-like. The coding region runs from base 5 to 1348 and encodes 447 amino acids. Gene Ontology annotation, molecular function: acyltransferase activity, transferring groups other than amino-acyl groups. The transcript is spliced from 2 exons. Lineage: Eukaryota; Viridiplantae; Streptophyta; Magnoliopsida; Asparagales; Orchidaceae. Gene Ontology annotation, cellular component: membrane. Gene Ontology annotation, biological process: fatty acid biosynthetic process. The record is from RefSeq and is a predicted model, not a curated record.